Molecule: messenger RNA, 1773 nt
Organism: Lentinula edodes (shiitake mushroom)
Lineage: Eukaryota; Fungi; Basidiomycota; Agaricomycetes; Agaricales; Omphalotaceae
Product: WD40-repeat-containing domain protein
Exons: 6
Coding region: 1-1773 (590 amino acids)
Biological process (GO): rRNA processing
Cellular component (GO): nucleus
Molecular function (GO): protein binding
Source: RefSeq, a predicted model, not a curated record
AUGAGCGGCAGUCUCAUCUCCGCCGUCUCUUGGGUGAAACGAGGUGUCGCCCUUCAAAAUCCCUCCAAAUAUGUUUUGGACGAUCAAGAACUUGAACGUGUUAGUGCAUUAGCAAGAAUCGAACUAGAGGACGCGCAGGUUGAACUUAAGAGGGCACACAAUGCUGCGAAAAGUAUGGGAAAGAGUGAUAUAGAUGGAGAGGAUGGCGACAGCGACGUGGACGUUGAGGUUAUAGAAGGAGAUAGGGAUGGAGAUGAGGGAGAUUGGGUCGACGAAGAUGAGAACGCAAUGGACGUUGAUCCCGAGGCUGCCCCUCCAAAUCCUAACUCGGAUUCAAAAACGACAACAUCAAAAGACGACGAUCUUUCUCAAUAUAACUUGGACGACUAUGAUGAUGAUACACCUGGAGAUAAUAUCAGCCAUUUCAGCAAUAUCAACAAUAUUGCUGUGUAUAAAAAUAACGAUGAAGAUCCUUAUAUCACACUAAAAGACGACGAAGAUGACAUUGAAGCAGAACGCUCUGAACUUGAAGUCCUUCCCUCAGAUAACCUCCUCGUCGUUGCCAAAACCGAAGACGAAAUCUCCCAAUUAGAGAUCUACGUUUACGAAGAAUCUGAAGCCAAUCUAUACGUCCACCACGAUCUGAUGUUACCCAACUUCCCUCUAUGCCUUGAAUGGCUCGACUUCCCGCCCGCUUCUUCAUCAUCUUCCACUAUGAACAACGAUCCUUCAAAUCUAGGCUUCGGUAACUACAUCGCCGUCGGGACACUCGAUCCCGAAAUCGAGAUAUGGUCGCUCGACGUCGUAGAGGCAAUGUACCCAAACAGCGUCUUGGGUCGACCCGAUAAGACAAAAGCCCAUAUCCCAGUUCCCCUUGGUACGGGUAAGAAAAAGAAAAAGAAGACCAAAUCGAGACAGACGGAAAAAGCAUACCACGUCGAUGCAGUGUUGGGGCUAAGCUGGAAUAAAAAGCAAAGGAAUUUACUUGCCAGCGCGAGUGCGGAUAAGACCGUGAAGCUAUGGGAUCUGAGUCGGGAUCCGACGAUUACUGGGGGAGAGGGUGGUGCGUUGCGGAGUUUCGAUGUUCAUAAAGACAAGGUACAGGCGGUGCAAUGGAAUGAGAAAGAUCCAGCGGUAUUGUUAACGGGAAGUUACGAUCGGACUGUGAGGACAUUCGAUUCGAGAGCGCCGGAAGGAGGGGUCGGAGCGUUUUUGGGAAGUGAUGUCGAGGCACUGAGAUGGGAUCCGUGGAACGAGAGUGGGUUCUAUGUUUCCCUCGAAAACGGCCUCGUGCUUAAUUUUGACGCCCGCACACUUCCUUCCAGCUCCAACCUCGAUCAGCCUUCCCCGGCACGGUUUACACUCCAAGCACACGACGGUGCUGCAUCCGCUCUCGACGUGAACCCACAUAUCAAAGGCUGCAUCGUGACAGGUGGAAGCGACAAACUAGUCAAAGUGUGGAACAUCGAACAAAAUGAAGGCGGGAAAAACAAUGUCAGCCUGGUACAGUCGAGAGAUCUAGGGGUGGGAAAAGUCUUCUCCACCUCAUUCUCUCCAGACUCGCCCCUCACAGUCGCCGCCGGAGGGUCAAAAGCCAAACUACAGAUAUGGGACGUGGCAUCGAACGCAGGUGCGAGAAAAGCGUUCGGAGGGAAGUUGAGAGAGGCUGGAAAAGUGUUGAGUGAAAGGAGUGCUGAAGAGGCGCGGGGAGGUGUAGUUGGAUUGGUUAGCGAUGGUGAAGAGAGCGAUGGUGAGGAUGGUGAAGAUGAGUAA